CGAUCAUGUGACUGUGUCACGUGCUUUGCGGAAUAAAUAUUCCGGGACCGUGUCUCUCUCUCACACUUUGUUGUCCGGGGUCCCGCAGACAGGACAGACCCACUGAUUCAACAUCACGCUGCAAACAAAAUACAGACAAAAUGUGGCAUGCAGCCCUUCUGUUAUUGGCUGCAGGCGUGUCUGUGAGCCUGGCCAGACCCCACCUCCAGCCACUGUCCAAUGAGAUGGUCAACUACAUCAAUAAGAUGAACACUACAUGGAAGGCUGGUCACAACUUCCACGAUGUCGACUACAGUUACGUGCGGAGACUCUGUGGAACGAUGCUGAAGGGACCGAAACUCCCAAUCAUGAUUCAGUAUGCUGGAGGCCUGAAGCUGCCUGCAGAGUUUGACUCCAGAGAGCAGUGGCCUGAGUGUCCCACACUGAAGGAGAUUAGAGACCAGGGCUCCUGUGGAUCCUGCUGGGCAUUUGGCGCUGCAGAGGCCAUCUCCGACCGUGUGUGCAUCCACAGUGGUGGCAAGAUCAAUGUGGAGAUCUCCUCUGAGGAUCUGCUGACUUGUUGUGAUGCCUGUGGCAUGGGAUGUAAUGGUGGUUACCCCUCGGCUGCCUGGGACUUCUGGACUAAAGACGGACUGGUCUCUGGUGGUCUCUACAACUCCCACAUUGGUUGCCGGCCCUACACCAUCCCCCCCUGUGAGCACCAUGUGAAUGGCAGCAGGCCUCACUGCAGUGGAGAGGGUGGAGAAACCCCUAAGUGCAUCCAUAGCUGUGAAGCAGGAUACUCUCCCAGCUACAAAAAGGACAAGCAUUAUGGUAAAUCGUCCUACAGCGUGGAGGCGAGUGUGGAGCAGAUUCAGGCAGAGAUUUCCAAAAAUGGUCCAGUAGAAGGAGCCUUCACCGUCUAUGAAGACUUUGUGAUGUAUAAGUCCGGUGUGUAUCAGCAUAUAUCUGGAUCUGCUCUGGGUGGUCAUGCCAUCAAGGUCCUGGGUUGGGGAGAGGAGGAUGGUGUCCCCUACUGGCUCUGUGCCAACUCCUGGAACACUGACUGGGGUGAUAACGGAUACUUUAAAAUCCUGCGUGGUUCAGAUCACUGUGGUAUCGAGUCUGAGAUUGUGGCAGGAAUUCCUAAAUAAACCCUGAGGUUUUUAGCAGCAGUGGCCAUUUUAAAUCACUAGAGGGUGACCUACUCCUGCAUUUAGUAGCUAUACGUUUAAAGUCCAGUGAGAACCUUGCACACAUGGUACAAGAUUAUUUCUACAGCAAACUGAACAACUUCCAGAGUAACCUUCACUUCAUGUAGUUGGAUUAGCAGAUGGGGUAUGACAGCAAAAACUUGCCUGAGCACAAAUCUUCAUGUUGAAUUCAAG
Molecule: messenger RNA, 1367 nt
Organism: Platichthys flesus (European flounder)
Lineage: Eukaryota; Metazoa; Chordata; Actinopteri; Pleuronectiformes; Pleuronectidae
Gene: ctsba
Product: cathepsin Ba
Exons: 11
Coding region: 141-1133 (330 amino acids)
Biological process (GO): regulation of catalytic activity
Cellular component (GO): lysosome
Molecular function (GO): cysteine-type endopeptidase activity
Source: RefSeq, a predicted model, not a curated record